GAUGAUUACUUUCUAUUAUCUCAUUCAGACUAUUUAAGUGGAUUAUCAUUAAGAAGCGCUUCAGUAUUUUUUUAAACUUCCGAAUUGGAAACUAUUAGACUAAUUAGCAUUGUUACAAUUUGUGUGAAAUUCGUCGCUGGAAACCUGUAGAAUGUCGAAUAUACUUUGUGAAUUGAUACGAGUUUUACUUUUUUCAUCAAUCACGUGUGAUCCAACUAUAAGGCAAACUAAAAAUGGCCCCGUUGAAGGCGUAGAGCAAUCGACUUUAUUCGGUAAAACAUAUUAUGCAUUCAAAGGUGUUCCGUAUGCUGAAGCGCCAAUCACGGGAAAAGAUCCAUAUUCCGGUGCUGAAGUUGAUCGAAGAUUUAAGUCACCUGAACCACUCACCCGAAAAUGGACUGAGCCUUUAAAAGUGCACAAUUAUUCAGAUGGUUGUGCGCCGUCAUCAACUUUUAUGCCAACACCAACAACAAAAUCUGAAAAUUGUCUUUUUCUCAACGUAUACGUGCCAGAUGGUGGCUCAAAGAAAAAAACAGUGCUAGUAUUCAUUCAUGGUGGUUCAUUCACUGAAGGUUCUGGAGAUAAUUUGUACUAUGGUCCCGAUUUUCUCAUUGAUCCCGAUAAUGUAUUGGUAACAAUAAAUUAUCGUCUGGGAAUUUUCGGUUUUUUGAAUCUUGGUUUUGAGCCGUACACCGGUAACAUGGGAUUAAAAGAUCAACAAAUGGCUCUCAAAUGGAUUUAUGAAAAUAUCGAAAAUUUUGGAGGAAAUAAAGAAGAAAUUUUACUUUUUGGCGAGAGUGCUGGUGCUGCAUCCGUUAAUUAUCAAAUGUUGAACGAAGAGUCUAGAAAAUAUUUUCAACGAGCAUUGUUACUUAGUAGUACAGCUCUGAAUUAUUACACAUUAUAUGAACCAAAUCAUUUGGAGAGAAUGCAGAAACAUUCAAAUAUUCAAGACAAAGAUGAAUUAGUUGAAUAUUUAAAAACACUAGAUAGUGAUACUCUUUCACAGUGUGAAACGACGAGUGACUUUGGAACGAUUUUGCUUCAGUCACAUUGGGUGCCCACAAUCGAAGAUUCGAAAACAAAAGGAGCCUUUUUAACCAAACAUCCUGAAGAGAUUUACCAAUCUGACGAAGCACCAGCAAUGGAUACUGUGUUGAGCAUGACUUCUCAGGAAUACAUAACAUUUAAUACCAAUCUAACUAAAAAUGGUGAGCCAUUUCUUAGUGGAGAUAGCAAAGACUCAAACUUACUACUAGCUUUUAAUGGAUUUGACAAAGAAACGUAUCCAAAGGAAUUCCAAAAUGCCUUUGAAUUAUUGAAAAAGGCCUAUUGUAAUCAUACAACCAACGUUGAUGACAUAAAACGUAAAAAUACUGCUCUACUCUCUGAUAUGAAUUUUGGCUACGGCAUUCUCAAAACCUUUCAAUAUCAAAUGAAGGCGAAUAAUGAAGGAAACAACAAAAGGAAUACAUUUUUACAAAGAUUUUCAGUGAAUGCUAACAUCAACUUAUUCAAACUUGCAAUGCAGUUAAGUUACGAUGGUGCAGCCCAUGCCGAAGAUAUUUGCUACAUGUUCCGUUGUUGUGCGUUGGACAGUAUGAAGAUUUAUGAAAAUAAUUUGGAAAUCAGAAAUAGUUCGAAUGUGAAUUACAAUGCAAUCAUGCAUAUGGUCAAUAUAAUAACGAAUUUUGCAAGAAAUGGUGAUCCAUCGAUCGAAGGUGACGUUCCAUUUGAAUUAUCCACACCUCCAGACAAAAUUUGCUCGCAAGACAUCACAAAUGAUUCGAAAACCAAAGCAGUCACGGACAUAAUGGAGCAAUUGCAUUUCAAUACAUGGCAAAAAAUCGAAAACAUUUAUAAAAUAAUUAAAACUUAACAUGCUUUAAGAAAAUUAAUUAAGUAAUCCA
This is a messenger RNA of Contarinia nasturtii (swede midge), 1910 nucleotides long. Its product is annotated as esterase B1-like. NCBI's taxonomy places the organism in Eukaryota, Metazoa, Arthropoda, Insecta, Diptera, Cecidomyiidae. The transcript has 9 exons. The record is from RefSeq and is a predicted model, not a curated record. Bases 152 to 1879 code for a protein of 575 amino acids.